Messenger RNA from Scutellospora calospora, 477 nucleotides. The record is from the annotation of a GenBank genome assembly. NCBI's taxonomy places the organism in Eukaryota, Fungi, Glomeromycota, Glomeromycetes, Diversisporales, Gigasporaceae.
UCACCAUGGGUUGACCUAACACAUAGUAUGCCAUCCAUAUUUUGCAAAGAAUGCGACAAAUAUGAUAUCCUUCCAGACUAUCCUCUCGAAUUUUUUCCUUCUCAAGCUCAAGAGAAAUUUAUCGAAAAAUCUGCUGAACUCUCUAAAAAAAUAAAAAAAUCAAACAAGCCAAGGAUAUGGCACGAGUCCUUGGAUCGAGAAAUUCGAGUUCAACAAUACGCCCCUAAUGAGGCUUUAUCUAUUCCUUACGUAAGUCCUUUGUGCGCCGAAAGUCUGGGUGGAUUGCCUCCUAUGUUAUUGACGACAGGUGAUAGAGAGAGACUACGUGACGAGACUAUUUAUAUUGCAUUCAAAGCUAGUCAACCUUCAAAGUAUUUAUUGCCAAAAUAUAACGCUGGUAAAUUUGAAAAGUCACCAUUUAAAACACCUACAAAUGUCAUACUUGAAAUUUAUGAAGGCAUGCCUCAUGUAUUCCAG